Messenger RNA from Schistocerca cancellata (South American locust), 8572 nucleotides. RefSeq names its product chondroitin sulfate proteoglycan 4 (gene kon). Bases 1 to 7215 code for a protein of 2404 amino acids. NCBI's taxonomy places the organism in Eukaryota, Metazoa, Arthropoda, Insecta, Orthoptera, Acrididae. The transcript is spliced from 24 exons. The record is from RefSeq and is a predicted model, not a curated record.
AUGGAGAGAGAGAGAGAGAGAGAGAGAGAGAGAGAGAGAGAGAGAGAAGGGGGCGGUGCGUACUUUGCGGUGGCUGACGCCGGCCCCGGCUGCCUUGCUGUUGCAGCGUCCUUCUACGGGGCGAGCUACAUCGCGGUGCCGCUGCAGGACGCUCGCAGCACCACCGAGCUGGAGAUGCGCUUCCGCACGCGGCGCGCCGACGCCAUGCUCUUCCUGGCCGCCGGCCGCAUCGACUACUGCCUCGUCAUCCUCGAGACCGGCAGACUCAAGGUGCGCAUCAACGUGGGCGACGGCGAGCGCGAGAUCUCGUCGCCCAAGGGGCUGCGCCUGGACGACCUGCAGUGGCACGACGUGCUCAUCUCGCGCCGCGACGCCGCCUUCAGCCUCACCAUCGACACCAUUCACGUCGUCACGGAGAAGCUGCCGGGGCGCUUCUUCGAGCUGAACGUGCACUUCGGGCUGUUCGUGGGCAGCCAGGGCGACUUCUCGGAGCUGUUCCUGGGCCACCUGGAGAACCUGCGCGGCUGCCUGGCCGACGUGCGCUACAACGGCGUCGACGUGCUGCGGCGCGCGCGCGAGAGGCACGGCCACGUCGACGUGCACGGCGUCACCUGGACCUGCGCGCCCGAGUUCGACGCCGCCAGCGACCGCGACAUCAGCUUCGUCGAGAACGACGCCUUCCUAGCGCUGCCCAACCUCAUCUCGCGCACCGGCGUCAGGUGGCGCAUGGACGUGAAGACGGCGUCGCCGCUGGGGCUGCUGGUCUACAACGCGGGGCUGACGACGCAGUCGGACUUCGUGGCCCUGGAGCUGGUGGACGGCCGGCCGCGACUGCUGCUCAACAAGGGCAACGGACCCACGGAGCUGCAGAGCGACGUCGCCGUGGCGGACGGCGCCUGGCACACGCUCGCCGUACACUUCAACCCCACCUUCAUGGAGGUCUCCGUGGAUGGCGCCGUCUCCAGUCUGCGCCUCCCACCGGGCGGUAGCCGCUUCUUCGACCUCGCUGACACCGUGUUCGUGGGCGGCACGGAGGUGAACAAGCGGGCGCGCGCGCGCACGCAGGGCGUGCGCUCCGCGACGUCCUCCUUCCGCGGCUGCGUGCGCAACAUGUGGGCCGAGCAGCGGCGCGUCGGCUUCCCCGAGGCGCGCGUCACGCACGGCGUGCUGCCCGACUGCGUGUGGACGUUCGCGUGCGCCGCGCGCCAGCCCUGCGUGCCCUCGGCACGAUGCCACCAGCACGGCGUCGACUCGUUCCGCUGCUCCGACUGCGGCCAGCCCAUGUGCGUCAAGCCCGACUACGCCGAGAGCUACAAGGUGUUCUCCAAGCCGACGCUGCCGGUCGACCUGGAGAUCCUGGUGCUGACGCCUCUGCAGGUGGCCGAGGGCGGUUCGGCGCCGGUGACGACGCGCAACGUGGACGUGGUGCUGGACUUCCCCAAGUACGGCGUGCGCGACACGGGCGUGCUCUUCUUCGUGGUGGAGCCGCCCAGGCACGGCCGCCUGGAGGUGGACCGCCAGCCGCACGGCCAGGGCCAGCAGUCGCAGGCGCAGGCCCAGGCGCCGCUCGCCUUCACGCUGCUCGACAUGACCAAGGACAAGGUGCGGUACACGCACGACGGCUCGGAGCAGCACCAGGACGCGGUCUCGCUGGAGGUGGAGCUGUCGCCCGACGCGGAGUUCACGCUGCCCGGCUACCUGCAGGGGCGCCACCGCUUCGCGCUGCACGUCAACGUAACGCCCGUCAACGACCCGCCGCUGCUCUUCCUGCCACCCGGCAAGACGCUGCGCCUGGCCCAGGGGACGCGCAAGGUGCUGACGCGGUCGCUGCUGCGCGCCGAGGACCCGGACAGCCCGCCCGAGGAGCUGGUGUUCACCGUGCUGAGCCGCGACGCGGCCGGCGGCCACGUGGAGCGCGCGCUGCAGCCGGGCCGGCCGCUCGACUCGUUCACGCAGCGCGACCUGGACGCCGGGCUCGUCGCCUACGCCCACCCGCCGGCGUCGGCGUCGGCGUCGCCCGGCGCCCCGGCCGGCGCGCAGUCGCGGCUCGCGCUGCAGGUGUCCGACGGCAUCGAGACGAGCGCCGCCGCCGUGCUGCGCAUCGCCGCCUACCCGCUGCAGCUCACGCUCAUCAACAACACCGGGCUCGUCAUCACGCACAGGACGUGGGCGCGGCUGCAGCCGGGGAACCUGUCCUUCGCGGUGAACGCGGACGACCCCAGUCUGGACGUGCGCUACGAGGUGGUGCGGCCGCCGCAGUUCGGCCACGUGCAGCGGCUGCGCGGCGCGGGCGCCGACGGGCCCUCCUCCACCCCGACGCAGUGGGUCAACGUGGACCACUUCACCAACCACCAGCUGGCGCGCGGGCUCGUCCGCUACGUGCACACCGAGGGCGCGCCCGCCCACGACGACUUCAAGUUCAAGGUGUCGGUGCUGGACGUGGAGAGCCCCAAGACGUACGACUUCCGCGUGACGUUCACGGAGCUGCAGCUGGUGGCGGAGCGCGCGCACGAGCUGCUGCUCAACGGCAGCCGCGACGCGCUGCUGACGGACGCGCAGCUGAGCUUCCGCACGGCGCCGCUGCCCACCGACGCGGCGCUGGUGCAGUACCGGCUGACGGCGGCGCCGCGCUACGGCGCGCUGCACCUGCAGGGCUCGCCGCCGCACCAGCACCUGCAGCUCGCGGGCACCUUCACCCAGCUGGACUUGCGCGCCGGCCGCCUGCGCUACCGCCUGCACCGGAAGGCCUACUCGCACGUGCGCGACGAGAUCAGGUUCCGCGUGACUGCGCCGGGCUGCGAGCCGCUGAUGGGGUCCCUCUCACUGGUGCACGUGCCGUCCGUCAAGACGCGCGCCGAGGUCCGCGCCACGCUGGAGCGCCUCCAGGUGACGGAGGGCGGGCGCGAGCCUGUGCUGCGCACGCACCUGGACCUGGAGACGGCGGGCAUCACGCAGCUGCUGUACAACGUGACGCACGGCCCACGGCACGGCCGGCUGGACGUCAUGGACGUCGGCAUGGUGCAGACGCUGCGCGAGGCCACCAACUGGUUCUCGUCGCGCGAGCUGCUCACCGAGCGCGUCUUCUACGUGCACGACGACUCGGAGACGCGCCGCGACUCCUUCCACUUCGUCGCGCUCUCCAGCGAGGAGGAGGACUUCCAGUACGUCGGCGUCUUCCACGUGGACGUCCUCCUGCGGAACGACAACACGCCAGUCAGGGCGGUGGAUAAGGUGUUCCGCGUGGUGACCGGCGGGGAGCGGCUGCUGACAGGUGACGAUCUGCGCUACUCGGAUGCCGACAUCGACACCAAGCCGUCCGACAUCCUGUACACGCGCCGCGGCAUCCCCAACGGCGGCAUCUUCCAGGCGGCCAGUCCCAACGAGGCGCUGUUCGAGUUCACGCAGGAGGACCUCGACAAGCGGCGCGUGCUCUUCCGGCACGAGGGCGACGAGUACGGCAAGGUGGGCCUCUGGAUCACCGACGGCCAGUUCUACGCCAACGGCAUCCUCGAGGUGCGCGCCUCGCCGCCCUUUGUCGAGAUCGUCAACAACACCGGCGUCAUCGUCAAGCAGGGCGGCGGCGUCGUCAUCAGCACGUGGAACCUCAGCGCCGAGACCAACCUCAACGUCUGGGGCGAGCAGAUCUCAUACGAGGUGACGGAGGGCCCCAGCCACGGGCAGCUGGUGGUGGGCCGGGAGGGCGCGGCGUCGCGCUUCUCGCAGCUGGACGUGGAGCGCGGCGCGCUGCUGUACAAGCACGACGCCUCCGACUACUACAGCGACCGCGUCGCCUUCCGCGUGGACGCCGGCGGGCGCGCCUCGGCCGACGGCCAGCUGCUGGUGCGCGUCUUCCCCGCCGCCUACUGGGAGCCGCUCGUCGUCGCCGCCAACCGCACGCUGCUCGUCGAGGAGUCCACCAGCGUCGUCGUCUCGUCCGACGUCCUCAAGGUGAUGCACCCGCAGAUCCCGCCCACGGACAUCGUAUUCACGGUGGUGGAGCCGCCGGCCUACGGCUACCUAGAGCUGGAGCCUCCGUCGCUGUCGGCGCAGCCGAGCUGGAACGCCAGCGAGGAGACGGGCGCGCUGCCCGGCUCGCUGUCGGAGUUCGACCAGGCGACGGUGGACGAGGGCCGGCUGCUGUACGUGCAGGCGGCGGCCAACCGCAGCCGCGACCACGUCACGCUGGACGUGGGCAACGGCGUGCGCUGGCUGCGCGGGCUGCGCCUGCAGCUGGUGGUGGUGCCGGAGCGCCUCUACCUGGCGCCCGCCGCCGCCACCGCCCAGGCCGUCACCGAGUUCCGCGUGGCGCGGCCUCCGCGCGCCGGCAGGCUGCGGCUCGCGCCGCCCUCCCCCAAGGGCGGCCCCUCGGCGCCCACGCUGCUGCGCUUCACCACGGCCCAGCUGCAGGCAGGGCUCGUCCAGUACGAGCACGACGGGAGCGAGACGCUGAGCGACGACCUGGUGGUGGUGGGCGUGGCCGGCGAGAAGCGCAGCGAGCCCGCCACGGUGCGCGUCCACGUGGCGCCCGUCAACGACGAGCCGCCCACGCUCGUCAACAACACCGGGCUCGUCGUCUGGGACGGCGCCUCCGCCGUCAUCACGCCCGCUCACCUCGCUGCCGCCGACGCUGACACGUCGGCCGCCAACCUCACGUUCAUCGUAUCGUCUCCACGAGCCGGGCACGUGGCGCUGUACGCUGCGCCCUCUUUGCACGUCCGCAAGUUCACGCAGGCCCAGCUGGACUCGCACCAGAUCAUCUUUGUGCACAGCGGUGGCAGCGUCCCCGCGGGCUUCGAGGUGUCGGUGAGCGACGGCGCGCGCACGGCGGGCCCCUUCAACGUGACGGCGCGCCGGCGCGCCGCGCUCUCGCCGCAGCAGCUGCUGGCCACGGCGUCAGACUGGCAGGCGCCGCGGCCCAGGCACGUCGUGUACGCCGUCUCGCGCCAGCCGCAGCUCGGCCGCCUGCUCUUCGUCAGCGGCGCACAGGGUGCCCAAAGGCAGCUGCAGCUGGCGGACAACUUCACUCAGCGUGACGUCAACGAGAGCCGCGUCUGGUACGAGAACACGCACAAGUUCUUCGGGCUCUCCACCAACGACUCUUUCGCUGUCGACAUACGCGCCGACUUCGCCGAGUCAAUCUUGGGCCAUGUGGUGGACGUGGACAUCUCCGUGUCGUCCGGCGGGCUGGAGCAGUUCCUGCCGCUGCCGACGCUGCAGGUGGAGGAGGGCGGGUCGGCGCAGGUGCGCAUCAACACGAGCGGCGUGGCCGCCUUCCUGGACAGCCGCGCCGAGGUCGAGGUGGCCUGCCUGCUUCUCGACCUGGCGGCGCCGCUGCAGCACGGCCAGCUCAUCAUCAGCGGCAGCGACAACGAGACCAUCUUCACCCAGUCCGAGAUGGACGCCGGAGAGGUGGUGUACCAGCACGACGGGUCGGACACGCUGAGCGACGAGGUGCGCUUCUCGCUGCGGCUGGAGCCGGGCAGCGUGCUGCUGCUGAACGCGACGCUGCCGGUGGCCGUGGCGCCCGUCAACGACGAGCCCUUCCGGCUGGUGACGCCGGCGCCGCACGCCACCGUGGUGCAGGGCCAGGCGCGCGCCCUCUCCAGGGAGCUGCUGCUCACCGAGGACGACGACACGCCGCCCGCCCAGCUCGUCUACGAGGUCAUCAGCGGGCCCAGCGCCGGCCGCCUCGUCAACGCAGCCAAUGCCUCGUUCGGCGCCGCCAACGAGACGGUGGUGAGAUUCACGCAAGCGGACAUCGACGCUGGGAACUUGAUCUACGAGCAUUCGGGCCCGCUGCAGCCGGCCACGUUCUACUUCCGCGUGUGGGACGGCCGCUUCAACCCCAACUACACGGUGUUCACGUUCCACGUGCUGCCGCUCACGCUCAACGUGUCGCUGGGCCGGCCGGUGGCCCUGCAGCAGGGCUCGAGCGUGGCGCUGCUAACGGCCGACCACCUGGUCGCGUCGACCAACGGCCGGCCCGAGGACGUGCGCUACAACGUGACGCGGCCGCCGCGCCACGGCGCCGUCUACGUCCACGACUCGCCGGCCCGCGAGUUCUCGCAGGCCGACCUGGACGCCAAGCGCGUCAUGUUCAUGCAGUCGGACAUGACGGCCGAGAGCGACGCCUUCCAGCUGCGCGCCUGGCUGCCCGACGGAGCCUCCGGCGCUCCGGCCGUCGUCGUCGACGGAAUCGACGUCGAGGUCAGCGUCGAGCCGCUCGUCAGGAUCGGCAACUUCACUCCGACGGCCGGCGCCAAGAACCGACUGGGACUCCACGCGCUCGACGCCACGCCGUUGGCGAAGCUGACCAACAGCAAUCCGACGUACCUGGUGGAACGCAGGCCCAGACUGGGCCGCAUCAAGAAGAUCAUCCGCAGCUCCGGCGAGAAGAGAAAGGAGCGCGAGCGCGAGGUGAAGCAGUUCUCGCACGAGGAAGUCGAGAGCGGCGUCAUCUACUACGUGGCGAGGGCGCUGCCGCGGCUGGAGCCCGGCGGGGCCGAGGACGCCUUCCAGUUCGUGCUGAGAGCUUCCAUCUUCCAACCCGCCCGCGGAGAGCUGCGGUUCUUCGUCAGGCCAGAGAUGGUCGCGGGAGUGGUCAGCGACGCGGCGAGCGACGUGGGUGCCGCGGUGCAGUCGACGAGAGGUCCUCCGCAGCCGCUGCCGGGGCCCAAGAGCCCCGUCAGUCGGGAGAGCGAGCAGUCUUCCGGCACUGUCAUGAGCAGUGACUACGUGCUCAUCGUGAGCAUGGUCCUGGGGGUGGUAGUGGUGUCUAUUCUCGUAGCGGUAGUGGUCAAAUGCCGUUCGUCGAGAGCCAGGGCGGCAGCCAGCGGCCGCGCUGUCCAGUCGAAGGUGGACCUGUCUGCGCCGCCCCCACUGCCUCGCCCGCCCCCCGACGAUCUCCUGCCCCCGGCCCCCGCCUCCCCCAGCGGCCUCCAACGCGGUGGUGUCAGCGCCAAACGGUUUGCGGCCAACGGCUCCCCAACUCCGCUCGGUUCGGGACUGCCGCCGCCGUCCGUUCUCCAGUGCAAAGUGAUUCCGCUGGAACCCGUCGAGUCCGUGGCGGGUUCUGACGGCGAACUCAAUGCCCGCUAUCCAUACGGCGUUGCCGACGAACCGACGGAGGAGUGGAGCAGUUACGAUGCGUCUGAAAUCGCGUAUCCUCCACGGACAAACAACCCCAUGCUGCGACGGAACCAGUACUGGGUAUGAGAGUUCAUGGCAACGUAGCUCAUUGAAAUUGCAGUACAAACAGCGCACAUCUCAGGGCCAGGGAAACUGUCGCUUACGACAGCAUGGACGCUCGUAAGACUUAAAGAAUUUCGAACGGAUUCCCAGAUAUAUGAAACAAGGGAAUGGUGUUGUCGUUUAUCUGCUACAAAAGCAUCAGAAAUUAUUGCGUACACAUAAUCUUGAAUAUAAACUUACAAUUCUGUAACAGUAACUUGUGAGAUACAGAACAACCUGUAAUGUGUUUACACGAAAUUAACUAGCUACUCAUCUGCACCUUCGUGAGCAGUCCAUAGGAGAGAACAGUGAGGAUUCAGCUUCUCACACACAAGUGAAAUACAUAAAAAAAGAUGGUAAUCAAAGUGAAAGGAGGAAAUGUCGGACUCUACAGGUGACGUUCCCGGAAAAGUUAAUAAAUUUGUUUUUAACAGAAUUGCCCCGUCAUUGUAAACUGUUAAAUGCUGUCCGUUCUAAUGGACACAAUAAACAGGAUUGGGACGUUCUUAAACAAAUAUGCCUAUCUGAGUGAAAUAACAAAAUAAUUUGUGAAAAAUCGAGUGUCAAGGAAAUGGUCAAUUACUGCUCAUUAGACACAGAAACUAAUAUCACAGUCCGCAAUUUCAGAAAAUACUGCACACUGGGCGAUAAAAUUGUGUAUUCUGAAGGUGUAUGUGAAGAAGUAACUAACACAUACAUUAGAUAUUAACACAGUUAAUUGGAGAACGUUUAUUCGGGAAGUAUCUAAGAUUUCAAAAAAUAUAUUUCACGUUGAAUAUAACAAGAAUAAACAGAUCACUAUAUGAGCUCUCAAUAAUCAUUCGAACUCUACAAUGGAAGUAAAGCGCAAAAAAUCUGAAAGAAAGUUGCUAAAACACAAAUCGUGAACUGCACUGUCUCUACAGUUGUUCGGACAAGUGGCUAUUUUGUUGUGUAUCGUAAGAGUAAUUAUUUUUUAGAACUUUGUUAUGCAUAUGCCUGACUUGCUGAUAACGCAGUCACUUAAUAUUGUGACCUAUCGAUUACCUACGAUCCUGUUUUCCAAAGACAUUCAGGUCUUUCCUCGACUGCUACAGUGUUUAUAAACUCUUUGUCUUUCUGCAGCAAGUGUGGCACUACAUAAUACAAAAUCUUCCGACUCGUUACAGAAUACUGCUUUAAAAUAUACUGAAUUUAUUUCUGUGACAACGCAACUGUCAUUCGAUACUGGUUUCACUUACAUGAAACUGUGACUAUCGGCUCAAUUACAAGAUAAUACUGUAAAAAUAUGUGAUUGUAUGUAUGAAAAUUGUGGAAAUGACUUGAUACAGGAAUGUAUUUUUUUAGGAAUGACUAUUAGAAA